Molecule: messenger RNA, 8023 nt
Organism: Xyrauchen texanus (razorback sucker)
Lineage: Eukaryota; Metazoa; Chordata; Actinopteri; Cypriniformes; Catostomidae
Product: A disintegrin and metalloproteinase with thrombospondin motifs 15-like
Exons: 8
Coding region: 212-3109 (965 amino acids)
Biological process (GO): proteolysis; extracellular matrix organization
Molecular function (GO): zinc ion binding; metalloendopeptidase activity
Source: RefSeq, a predicted model, not a curated record
ACAUUACGCGCGCAUAAAGGCGACAGAGGAGAGCCGCUUCAGUAUAUUGUAGAAAAAGGGGAUGGAUCACAGACCGGCGGAUUUCGCAUUUUGUGGACGCGCUAAGGCAGCCUUGUAGCGCAUCGCAUCUUGGAAUAUACUUACAAUCAAAUCUCACUCUUUUAGAUCAAACAAGUCCCUAGUGCACCAAAACUGUUAAUCGCGCAUAAUCAUGUUUUCAUUGCUAAGGUCAGUUCUUCUUGUUAAUGUGUUCUAUGUUCAAUGGAAAAUUGUUGGUUCAUUGCAGAGUCAGUUGUGCGUACCCGUCAGAAUGGAUGGCCAGAGAUUUGCCAAGAACAGUUUAGUCGGUGUUGAAGAGAACGCGUUUCCACAAAGAAUUGUAUUUCAGAUAAGUGCAUUUGAACAAGAUUUUGUGCUCGAAUUGCAGUCUGACUCCAGCUUUAUUGCCCCUGGCUUCUCGGUACACACAGACCCAAGUGCUCAAAAUUCAGCUCAGAGUGCAGAUUUGAGCCGGUGUUUCUAUGCCGGCGAGGUGAAUUCUGACCCCAUGUCAUAUGCAGCGCUGAGUUUAUGCAAAGGCUUGCAGGGCGCUUUCGGCUAUGAUGGCUGGGAAUAUUUCCUCAAGCCGGCUUUCAACGACACCACCUCAGCAACCAAUUGGGACAGUUUGGAUUCACAUCUAAUCAAACGCCGGUCUAACGCUAAUGUGAGUGGAAACUCCACGUCAAGGUGCGACGUGGACAGCGGCGUGACCCACAACGUUGCACAGUCUUUUGCCAAAUUUAAACACCUGAAGGACCAGCGCAUUAGAAACAUGACCAUGUCAGUCCUGAAAAAUCGCUCGAAAAGGUUUGUCUCCAUUCCGCGUUAUGUAGAGACAUUAGUUGUGGCCGAUGAAUCUAUGACUAAAUUCCAUGGUGACGACCUGAAGCAUUACGUGCUGACCUUAAUGUCGGUGGCAGCUAAGCUUUACAAACACCCUACCAUUCUUAACUCUAUCAACAUCAUGGUUGUCAAGUUUAUGGUGAUUAACGAUGAAGAGAAAGGACCCAAAAUAUCAGGGAACGCAGCGAUGACCCUGCGUAAUUUCUGCACCUGGCAAAAGAAGCUGAACAAAAACAACGACAAGCAUCCGGAGUAUUGGGAUACGGCCAUCCUAUUCACAAAAGAGGACCUAUGUGGAUCUUCAACUUGCGACACACUGGGAAUGGCAGACGUAGGGACUAUGUGUGAUCCCAAAAGAAGCUGCUCUGUGAUUGAAGAUGAUGGGUUGCCAUCUGCCUUCACUACUGCCCAUGAGCUUGGACAUGUCUUCAAUAUGCCACAUGAUAAUGUUAAAGCAUGUGAGGAGGUGUUUGGUAAGCUGCAGGACAAUCACAUGAUGUCUCCCACUCUGAUCCGUAUCAAUCGCACCAGUCCCUGGUCCCAGUGCAGUGCUGCUAUUAUCACUGAUUACCUGGACAGUGGACACGGUGAUUGUCUCUUGGACCAACCCCAGAAACCUUUAACUCUGCCAGAAGUGCUCCCUGGUGUAUCAUAUGGUUUAGAGCGGCAGUGUGAGCUUGCCUUCGGUGUUAGUUCAAAGCCAUGCCCAUUCAUGCAGGCACCAUGUCAGCGUUUAUGGUGCACAGGGAAGACUCGUGGGCAACUAGUGUGCCAGACAAGACACUUUCCGUGGGCAGAUGGAACCAGCUGUGGUGAUGCACAACUCUGCAUGCGAGGCAUCUGUGUAGAGAAACAGGAGAUCACCAAAACGAAGGUGGAUGGCAGAUGGGGUAAAUGGGGUCCAUUUGGAAUAUGCUCCAGAACUUGUGGAGGUGGAGUGCAGCUGUCAAAAAGAGAGUGUGACAACCCUGUGCCAUUUAAUGGGGGAAAAUACUGCCAAGGAGUGAGGGUCAAAUACCGUUCCUGCAACCUCACCCCAUGCCUCGACACAGAAAAGAGCUAUCGUGAGGAACAGUGUGAAGCUUUCAAUGGGUUUAGUCUGAACACUAACCGACUUACCCCCUCUGUUGUGUGGGUACCCAAAUAUUCUGGUGUUUCUGCCAAAGAUAUGUGCAAGCUGAUUUGCAGGGCAAAUGGAACAGGCUACUUCUACGUUCUUGCCCCAAAGGUUGUUGAUGGAACACUAUGUUCUCCUGACUCCUCAUCAGUAUGUGUCCAAGGCAAAUGCAUCAAGGCAGGUUGUGAUGGAAAACUGGGCUCCAACAAGAAAUUCGACAGGUGUGGUAUCUGUGGAGGAGAUAACAAGAAUUGCAAGAAGGUCUCAGGCCUUUUCACCAAGCCCAUACAUGGUUACAAUUUUGUGGUCAUGCUUCCCGUUGGAGCCUCUAACAUCGACAUCAGGCAGCGUGGCUACAAGGGCAUUUUGAGUGAUGACAAUUAUCUUGCUGUCAAGAACAGCCAGGGCAAGUACCUGCUAAAUGGAAACUAUGUGGUGUCUGCCAUGGAGAAGGAUAUUCUGGUGAAAGGCAGCUUGCUUCGCUACAGUGGAAGUGUUGGUUCCUCUGAGACUCUGCAGGCUGUGAAGCCUCUUGGUGAGGCCUUGAUAAUCGAAGUGUUGUCUGUUGGCCAAAUGACACCUCCACGUAUCCGCUAUUCCUUCUACUUACCACGGGAGAGCAAAGAUAUUAAGGUGCAAAUGAAGGAGGAAAGGGCACAUGCUGCAAACAGUGUUCUGAGGGAGAAGGGAGGAAUCAAUAAAGGUGGAAAAGAGGCAGAUCUUCUCAAGGAUAACAUCCCACCAUCUUACAUCAAAGAUAGCCUACCAAAACCAGGGAAGUGGGUGGCAGCAGGAUGGAAUGUGUGCUCAGUUACCUGCGGUAAUGGACUCCAGAGGAGGAUGGUGCAGUGUCUUGUUGGAGAUGGUGGGCCUGGGGUGGAAUGUGACCCUGGCCAUAAGCCCAGUGCUAUUCAGGUAUGUGGAGAACCUUGCCCCAUGUGGGAAGUGGGCGACUGGUCACCCUGCUCCAAAACAUGUGGGAAGGGAUUCAAACGGCGCCUGAUUCGCUGUACUACGAAUACAGGAAAGCUGCAUUCCAGGGAGCAUUGUGUAGGCAAGAAGAAGCCACAGGAGCUGGACUUCUGUUCACUAAAUCCUUGUAAAUAAUGCUUACCUCCCUUUCCUUCCAUCACUAUUUUCUUACAUGGACCAUCCUUUAGUCAGAGAAAACGGAGAAAAGAACAAACAAAAAAGACAAUGUUCUGGUUUACAGUUUACUGUUGUCUCAUCUGCCUGAAAAUUGGAAAUAGUAAAUGAACAUCCAUCAGAAAAUGAUGGGACAGAUGACUGAGGUCAUGUGAUAAACAGGCUUGAACACAAACGCAAAAUAAUUCUACCUCUAGUUAAAACCAAAUUGCUCAAUAAUAUAUCAUCCAUAAAUCAUCCAGAUGAGACCAAAUUCAUAUCAUGUAUGGCAUUUCUAGAAAGUGUAACAUUGCUAAGGACAAAACAACAUAAAAAGCACAAUGUGAGGUCACCAUCUUUUGCUGUUCACAACUAUUUAGCCUGGACUGCCCAAAUCCAUUGCUUUUAAAAUAAUAGUUCAUCCACAAACAAAAAUUCUGUCAUUAUUUACUCACACAUAUGCCAGUCCAACAUGUAGGUCUUCACAGGUUUUAUUUACCAUAAUGACAGUGAAUCAUGACUCUGGUUUGAAAAACACAACAGAAAAAUAAAUAAAACCAUAAAAUCCCAAUUAAUGUAAUUGAAAUGAAUCAUGCUUAUAUAACAAGUCUUCUGAAGCGAUUCAACCACCUUCUGGCAUGAACAAAGUAUUGACCGUUAUAUCGCCAAGGCCAAUAAAUCAGCUGAUAUUUGGUAUUUUAUCGGCAUUCGCCAACAAAUUUUCCCAUUUGACCGAUUUCUUUCUUAAGCUUCAUCUGCUUGUAAAUGAAGGAGCUGCCUGAGACAUGUAAUUGACCAAUCACAGUUUGUUUUCUUGUUACAUGCCAUCGUGAUAUCACAUUAAUAGACCGGUGUGCAACACAAUCACAUUUAAACAGACACGCACAUAUAAACAGAAACCAGGAAAAACUGCUAUAUACCAUCUGAAACACACAAAAUCCUUAUUUUUCUUAUUUUAAUUAAGUAAAUUUUUUUUUUUUUUACAAAAUGUAUGUAAUUUGCUAUUAUAUUAAAUUGUAUGAAAUAAUGGCAUUAUAUUUACUUCUCGGCCACCCUGCUCUCUGGAUAUAUGCAUUGGCAUUAACCAUUAAAAAACCCAUAUCAGUCGACCCUCUAGAACAGAGUGAAAUUUAAGUCACUUUCAAAUAAAAUCUCAUCAGACAUCUGACAUGACAUCAUGAUGUUUGGUCACAAAACUCAAUAAACACCAAUGAGGUUUGAUGUUUCAAUGAGGUUUGAUUUUUUUUUUCGACAUAGCUGCCGUAAUUGAUUUCUAAAUGCUUUAUUAAUAUGAUUUGAUUUGAGAGUGAAUAAUGACAAAUUUAGUUCUGUUCAUAGCACACAUAUAGUGCACAAUUUGUUUUAUUAAAUUAUGUUUUUAAGCUUGAUAGACCAGAGUCACUAUUCACUGUCGUUAUGGCAAAUAAAACCUGUAAAGACUAAAAAUUCACCUUUUGUCUUCCACAGAAGAAAGAAAUGCAUGCCUGUUUGGAGUGUAAAUAAUUAGUCAAAUAAUGACAUACGUUUCAACUAAGUGGUUCUCAACUCUGUUCCUGGAGGCCCCAACACUACACAUUUUGGAUUUCUCCCUAAUCAAACACACCUGAUUCAACUCAUCAGCUCGUUAGUAGAGGUUUCACGACCUGAAUUGGGUGUAUCAGAUAAGGGAUAUAUACAAAAUGUGCAGUGUUGGGGGGCCUUCUGGAACGGGGUUGGGAACCACUGGAUACUUAAUUCAGCAAACAUCAUUGUAAAAAUAUCCAUUUGUGUGAGCAACUGAUGUUUGAAAUGGUCUUUAAUGAAUGCUUGCAGUGGAGGUCAACCCAAACACUGAUAUACUCCAUCUGGGUUAACAGAAACAUUCCACAGGCUAUAUGAUAAACUAACCCAGAAAAAGCCCUUGUACUGCAAUGAACUGGCUGCCACUAUGUAAUCUUUGAUUCUCUCUUUUCUUCAAAAGCACAGAGACUGGUAGAUAGUGUCUUGGGACAAUUAACUGCGAACAUUAGUUAUUAACCAAAGUCAAGAUCAACAUCCAAGGAUGAGAACACAUUAUUUUGUUGGAGGUUAAUAUUUGCAAACAAUGGUUUACUGGUUUAUUCAUUUUUCAGUUUUUUUUUAGAAUCUUGCUAUACUACAAAACCAACAACACCUAUGCAGCUCUCUAAAGUCUUUUGCUCGAGAAAUUUAAAGAGCCCAUAUUAUGCUAAGUUCAUACAGGUUCAUGAUUUUAUUUUGGGGGGUCACUAGAAUAGGUUUACAUGCCUUAAUGUUCAAAAAACACAUAAUCUUCCCUCAUACUGUACAUUUCUGCUAAACCUAUUUUCUAUCCUCUGGCCAAAACGCUCUGUUAUACUUCCUGUCUCUUAAAAGCCCCCCUUUCAGAAAAGCCCAUUCUGCUCUGAUUGGUCAGCUGGCCUAGUCUGUUGUGAUUGGUCAACAGGAUAGAGCGUGUGUUAGAAAUGUAAUGGCUCUUACCAUAAGUUUCAGGAUUUCCUAACAGCUGUAAAAAACUAUUGUAACUUUGGUAACAGUGGUGUUAGUUUUUGCCAUACCAACUCUAGUCCGAAUCCGAUAAUGAAAGUUUGGAAGAUCAAGCUGAUCGACCCGAACCACAUUCGCAAACACGACUUGAGCAGGACGUUUAACAGUGGUACGUUUUAAUUUUGUAGCUUUCUUACAAGUACACUGUUGAUUAUUAUGAACCUAACAAAGCUUCAGAUAAAAGACAUGUAGUGCAUCUAAGUUAGACAUCUUUUGCUGGAAUGGGUGUAGCCAAACUUUAUUCACCCAAGCUAUGAACGGAGAAUAGAGGCUUAAUCCCGUUUGGACAUUACCAGCUGUAUUAGAGAGUUAGUGAGUAAAUUAGCCGUGGACUACCGUGGAUAGCGGCCUUAACAUUACAGCUUGAUAUGAAUCUGUAAGACUCUUUAGAUCGACCAUUUUGUUACACAGUUUUAGGUAAAAGCCGGCCCACAGCUGAAUAGUAAACCCUUACAAAAAACAAUAACAAUACAUAGCAAGUUAGCCUAGCAAUACUGUAGACUGCAGACAUAAAAUUACCAUUUUUAAAAAUAUAUUAAUCUCCACACUUGAUCACUAUUCAUGAUAGUAAGAACGACAAACAAUCUGCACAAUUCUACACAAUUGUAGGUAAAAGUGGGCCCGCAGCUUAUUAGCAAGACUAUUUCAACAUAAUAACAUUAGCUAGCAGGUUAGCAGAGGCCUACAGCUGUGCACUAGGUGUACACCAUAGCUACAACACAAAACUCUGCAUUUGAACUCUCUGUAGCAGAUAAAUCCACAAAUAAUCAAGCAUACUUACAGGUUGUGAUCCUGAAACACCAGAUUGUCCAAACAAAGUGGGAACUGCACCAUCUUUCAGGAGUAAUCAUCUUGAAAAUCCGACAUUGUUUUUGGUUGUACUGCUAGAUAAAUACAUUUUACAAAAAUAAAUUUUAACCACUGAUUUUUCAAUUCUUCUGCCUUUGGAAGUCCAAACAAAUAUAUUUUGCUUUAGCAGUGAAGAAAACAGCAUCUUCUCAACAUGACAACGACACUAACCCAAAUCCUGGCCUCUGCUAUAACUUUGUUUGAGGGUGGGCCAAAGUAGCCCUUAGGCGGGCAUUAUGCAGAUGUGUUACAUAGUGACAUAGAUACAUUAUGGAAGAAAUAGCUGGACUACAAUACAACCAUUUCUUUUAGUUCUUGAGCAGUGUAGUCUGUUGGAGAGAAUAACUCGGACAAUGGACUUUGUACUUUGCAACUUUGCAGUAUGCACAAACAAACAUACUACACACUAAAGUAAAAGUAAAACCCCAAAAAGCAUAAUAGAGCCUUUUUAAAGAAAGCAAAAACCUAUUUACAUUUCUAUCAGCACAUUCUUUGUUUCAACAAACAGACUUAAAUUUUAUAAUGUUUUGCAACUCACAUCAAGUAGAGCAAGGAAGUAGGUUAUCCCUAUGCUUUACAUCAUGGAGAUAAAUGAAGUCAUUAUAGUAGUAAUAAUAUGACUAGUAGUCUUCUUAUCCAAGCACAACUACGUUCAACCCUUUCAUGCAAUCCAAGGAUCCACUUUUAUCACUGAAAUGACAUUUUGACAAAGUGCAGAUCAUGGAAAUAUUUAAGCCUUAAGAGAUGUAUUAGCCCUUAAAAAUGAAACAGCCAGAAGAAUGCCUUACAUAUACAAGGCCUGUAUUUUAUCAUUAAGCUUGUGUUAGCAUGUUUGCCUUCUGUGCUUAGAAAUUUUUACAUGUCCAUUCAUCUCCUUCAAGUCCUCACUGUUAUUUAGCUCAGCAGACCUAGUUUUUCUGGCCAGCAUAUUUCUUGCUGUCAGCCAUGUUCUGUACUGCCAAACAAAUUCCCUCCUCAUCCAGUUUUCAGCCAGAAACUUUUUUUUUUUGUAAUGCUGUUUAUCAACGUGUCCUCUUCUCCACUUUUCUACCUACCACUGAGCCAGAGGUGCAGCUGCUAUAAUCAUGCCCUGUCUGGUACAGUUGCCAUUAUAACUAAGUUAUUAUGAUCAUUAUAAUGAUUUUUGAGAACUGGUGGCCGGUGGCACAAGUUUGGAUAAGGUUGUGUCGUGCCCUGUGCUUCAGUGGCAAGUCAUUCUUUGUAUACCGUUCGUGAAAUUCCCUGUAAUACGCUAAACAUUUUACGUUUGUGAUCAAGGUUCUUCAGAGUGACCAUAUCAUCCAUCUAAAAGAUGGUUUCUGUAUUACUUUAAUGCAUUAUUUUCUUUUGCGCUUUUGUACAGCAAAAGAUUUCAAUGUCCUGCAUGGGCUUGUAUACUAUGUAUACAUCCAUCUGGCUGUGCAUGUAAAUACCUAUUAUGUCUUGUUAUACAUGAAUAACUAUUUUUUUUCCACAUCAAUGCUUCAAGAUAUUUAUUCCAAA